AUGGGUCCAUCGAACAUCGCCAGGAACUGGAAAGACACCCGAGUCGACCAUCAGUUCCAGCAAUCGAGGAAAACCAGGGAGAUCACGGAGCAUCCGGGUUCAUCAUCAACAUCAUCAUCACCGAGGUCAACGGAGACAGAGAGAACUAACGACUCUCUCAACUCUUCAGAGAUCUCACAGGGGAGUGAAUCAACAUCAAAGGCAUCGGGAUCAAUUGAGAGUUCAAUUAGUCAUCUUCAAGUACCAGCAUCAUCAUCAGCGAAAUCAGAGACAACGGGGUUGUCCUCUGACAUCAAGAUCACACAUCAAUCAUCAUCAAAUUCAGCGAGUCAACGGGUUGUGCUGUUGGCAACAGCCAAAGUACUUGCAUCAACAUCAUCAGGUUCUCAUCAUACGAUUAGGCUUCUGAUUGAUCAAGGAUCAGAGGUCACAUUCAUCACUGAUCAAAUGGUUCAACUUCUUCGUCUUCGUCGAUCAUCAUCACAUCUCAGAGUCUUUGGAAUAGGAGGCCUGGAGUUAGGGUUGACUCGUGGAGCAGUAAAGGUCAAACUUAAAUCUCGGUUCAACGAUCAACAUCAGAUCGAAAUCACUGCUCACAUCCUGGCCAAGCCCACACCAACAUUACCAUCAAUUCACUGCGCUAAGGAAGAGGCAAAUCAUCUUCAACAUCUUCAAUUGGCGAAUAACAACUAUCUCAAACCUGGUCCUAUCGACAUCAUCAUCGGAGCUGAUCAUUAUGGUCAAAUCAUUGGACAUGAGGUUAUUAAAUCUCCGGAUGAUCAACUUGUUGCACAACAAACCAUCUUUGGCUGGAUAGUUUCUGUGACGGUCUGCUGUACAGAUUGCAAGCCGAAGUCUUCUCUAACUGUAGUACGAGAGUCUCCGACUGAGCAGCUGUUGGAUCUUCUUAAGAAAUUCUGGGUCCAGGAGGAACUUUCAUCAUCUAAGGAAAUACAUCUCAAUCAAGACGAUCAGGAGUGUGAAUUACACUUCAGGAACACACAUUCAAGAGACAGUGAGGGACGGUACGCAAUACGCCUCCCACUCAAAACAUCAGUAUCAGCAUUGGGAGAAUCUAGGAGACAUGCUCUCCAAUUGUUAAAUCGAACGGCGAAGAAACUGGAAUCAAAUCAAGAGUAUGGGAAACUCUACAAGGACUUCAUCAGGGAAUAUGAGGAUCUGGGACACAUGAGACGUGUCUCAGAGGAAUCAGAACCAUCAGUGAGCUACUAUCUGCCUCAUCACGGUGUCUUAAGGGAAGACAGCAUCACCACAAAACUCAGGGUGGUCUUCAACGGUUCCAGCAAGACAACAUCAGGAGUGUCACUCAAUGACAUACUUCAUGCAGGAGGAAAACUGCAAACGGAAGGCUCAGACGUUCUCAUCUGGUUGAGAACUUUUCGGUUAAUCGUCGGAACGGACAUUGUGAAGAUGUUCCGUCAAAUCAAGGUUCAUCAAGAAGACUGGGAUCUUCAACGAAUCCUAUGGAAGGAUGAGGAGGGGAAAAUCAUCACAUACCAAUUGACAACGGUGACGUAUGGGCAAACGUGUGCACCAUGGUUGGCUCUACGAGUUCUUCAACAACUCGUGGAGGACGAGGGACAUCAAUAUCCACUGGCGGCUGUCUCUCUAUCCAAAGGGAGAUAUGUCGAUGAUAUCUAUGGGGGAGCUGAUUCUGAGGAACAGCUCAAGGAACUCAUCAAUCAGCUCAUCAAUCUUUGCAUGGCGGGCGGCAUGCCACUGCAAAAAUGGAUCUCGAAUCAACAAGGAAUCCUACAGGAUCUUCAAUUAUCAACAAAAUCAACAUCGGCGGUAGAAUUCGAGGACAAGACGGUCAAAGUAUUGGGACUGUGCUGGAACCCUCAUUCAGACAGCUUCAUCUAUAAAUCAAGGAAGCCAUCAACGGAACAAAUCAACAAAAGGACAAUCCUCUCAGAGAUCGCCCAGAUUUACGAUCCUCUGGGACUCAUCGGACCGGUCAUCAUCAGGGCUAAAAUCUUCAUCCAAGAGCUGGGGCUUCUCAAAAUUGGUUGGGAUGAUCCACUGCCCUUGAGUCACAUCAAACGUUGGAAAGAAUUCAGGGAGGAAUUCUCAAAUCUGGAUCAAAUAUCAAUCCCACGGUGGCUUCAAACAUCAUCGACUUCAAGCAACAUCCAACUUCAUGGGUUUGCUGACGCUUCGAAUCAGGCAAUGGGUGCCGCAGUAUACAUCAGAGUGGACAAUCAUCAAUCUGAGCCAUCAAUCAUCUUGGUGAGUGCAAAAACCAAGGUCGCACCACUUAAGAAAAUGACAAUUCCUCGCUUGGAAUUGACAGCUGCUGUCAUCUUAACCAAUCUGGUAAUCUACAUCAGGAAGAUGCUGGAGAAAGAGAAUCUACAACUCUUUCUUUGGUCUGACUCCACGGUGGCGCUCACAUGGAUCAAUGGACACCCAUCAAGGUGGAAGGAUUUUGUUCAGAAUCGAGUGAUCAAAAUCCAGAACUCAUUACCAGCAGCUGAAUGGAAACAUAUCAGGGGAGUCGAGAACCCAGCAGACUGUGCAUCACGGGGAUUAUCACCAGAUCAACUUGUAAAUCAUCAGCUGUGGUGGAAUGGUCCAUCAUGGCUGAAAUCAUCAAUGGAAAACUGGCCAUCAUCAUCAUCAUCAACAUCAAUCGAAUCUACGGCAGAAGCAGCACUGGAGGAAAGGCCAGUGUCUGCACAUCCGGUGGCACUGAAUCUGGAGAGACCUCAAGAUUUCUUGGAGAGGUACUCUACACUCGACAGGUUGAUCAGGAUCUCGGCGAGAGUCCUGAGAGUCAUCAACAACAUGAGAGGGGAGCCAGUCCCAAGAGAAUUAGAUCUCUUGCCAGAAGAACUGGAAGAGACCAGAAUCUUUUGGAUCAACUAUACACAACAGGAGAGUUUUGGACAAGUCAUCAAUCGCCUCAUCAAUGGACAAGACAUCGCAAAUAAUCAUCCAAUGGCACGGUUGAUUCCUUAUCUGGAUGAGAAUCAGACCAUUCGCCUAGGCGGGCGGCUGAAACGAUCAAAUCUUCAGCCAGAAGCCAGGAACCCAUCAAUUCUACCAAGACAAUCAAGGCUUACAUCACUGGUCAUCGAGGAGGCUCAUCGGAAAACUCUUCAUGGAGGAGUACAGGCGACGUUGGCACACAUCAGACACAAAUAUUGGAUCAUCGGGGGUCGUCAUCCUGUAAAAUCGCAUAUUCGCAAGUGCGUCAUCUGCGCACGACAUCGAGCCAUCAGGGGACAGCAGCUUAUGGGACAGCUGCCUCCAAGAAGAAUCACAUCAGCACGGCCAUUCAAUCACGCAGGGGUGGACUACGCAGGUCCUAUCAAAAUCAGCAGAUGGAGAGGAUCAGGACCUCGACAAUAUCAUGGGUACAUUGCAGUUUUUGUGUGUCUUGCCACAUCAGCAAUUCACCUUGAACUACUCACAGAUUUAACAUCACAGGCAUUCAUCGAGACCUACAAACGAUUUACUGGAAGGAGAGGUAUCUGUGCUACACUUAGCAGUGAUAAUGCUAAGACCUUCAUGGGAGCAAACAAUGAGCUGGGCAAGCUUUUAGACAAAUCAAGGAAGGAAAUUCAUCACAUCAUCAACGAACUGGCAUCAAACGGCACAAAAUGGAUCUUCAUCCCACCGCAAUCACCCCACAUGGGUGGGAAAUGGGAAGCUGCGGUGAAAUCUGUGAAAUUUCAUCUAAAACGGCUCACAGGGAAUUUGGUACUCACGUACGAGGAACUCAAUACACUCAUCAUCCAAAUCGAGGCGCAACUUAACUCGAGGCCUCUCUGCGCUCUAUCAGACGAUCCUGAUGACUGCAGAGCCCUCACACCUGGACACUUCAUCAUUGGGGAACCCAUCAACGCAGUUCCAGAGCCAUCACUCAUCAAUCACAAAAUGGAAGGUCUCACAAGGUGGAAAAUGAUCGCAAGGAUCGCUCAGCAAUUCUGGGACAGGUGGUCAAGGGAGUGUAUGCAUCAUUAUCAAACUAUCUACAAAUGGAAAAGAUCAACGGAUGAUAUCAAGGUCGGAACACUAGUCCUCAUCAUUGACGAGAGGUAUCCACCAACAAAGUGGCCUCUAGGACGAGUAUCAAGGGUUCAUCCAAGUGAUGACAAUCUCACAAGGGUGGUAGAUAUCACCACUGGGGCAGGAGGUGCAAAUACCUACACCAGACACAUCAACAAGGUGGUUCCGCUACCAAUCAGCACCGAGGAGGAAGACCAACAAGAGGAUCAUUCAUCAUCAUCCGACGAUGAAGGCGGGCGGAAUGUAUAA
Messenger RNA from Diachasmimorpha longicaudata, 4284 nucleotides. RefSeq lists its product as uncharacterized. The coding region runs from base 1 to 4284 and encodes 1427 amino acids. Gene Ontology annotation, molecular function: nucleic acid binding. The record is from RefSeq and is a predicted model, not a curated record. Lineage: Eukaryota; Metazoa; Arthropoda; Insecta; Hymenoptera; Braconidae. The transcript is spliced from 2 exons. Gene Ontology annotation, biological process: DNA integration.